AUGGAUGUGGAGACUCUAAAGGAUAGUCAGGCAGUGCACCUGGAGGUUUCUCCAAAAGCCACUCUCCAAGAGGUCCGCUUUGAGGGAUUGACUCUGGAGGAGGAAACAGUGCUGGAGAAGAAACUGGUUCGCAAGAUUGAUCUGCACCUCGUCUGCUCACUAUGUCUCCUCUUCAUCUUCAACAUUCUUGAUCGCUCCAACAUCGCUAAUGCCCGUCUUGGAGGCAUGCAGACCGAUCUGGGUCUCACCGACACCCAAUACCAAACGGCUGUAGCUAUCAUGUUCGUGGGUUACCUGACGGGCCAAGUCCCUAGUAACAUUAUUCUCACGCGCGUGAGACCGUCUCGCUACAUCCCAAUUGCUAUUUUUAUCUGGGGCAGCAUUUCCAUGUGUGCCGCUGCUACCCAAAACUUUGCUGGCAUUAUAGUUGUGCGGGUGCUGCUGGGCUUUGCGGAGUCACCCUUUUUCGCUGGAGCGCUUCUAUUGAUCAGUUCCUGGUAUAAGCCCCAGGAGAUUGCGCCACGAGUGGCCGUGAUGUACUGCGGUAAUACAAUCGCCAAUGGCUUUGGCGGCAUGCUGGCGGCUGGAAUUUUGAGCGGUCUCGAUGGGGCUAGUGGUCUGGCCGGAUGGAGAUGGCUAUUUAUAAUCGAAGGAGCAGGUACUAUCGUCGCUGGCUUUUUGGCAGUCUGGCUGUUGCCCGAUUUUCCUGGAUCCGGAAAGCACUCGUGGCUCUCCGAUCAAGAGCAGCGAUUUGCAGAGUGGCGUCUGGCACAGGGAGCCAACUCGGAGUUCGACGAGAACGGUUCUGUCAAGGAGGGCCUCAUCGAUGCCUUUACCGACCCCAAAGCGUGGGUUUUGGUCGCCAUUCAGAUCUGCCAGCUCACUUCGCAAACAUGGACAUAUUUCUUCCCUUCAAUCGUCAAAACCCUCGGAUUCAACAACAUUGUAACGCUCCUCAUCACCGCCCCAGUCUACGUCUUCGGCUUCAUCACCUCCCUCGGCAACUCCUUCAUCGCCACAUACACAGACAAGCGCGCCAUUCUUAUCGUCUGGCCCCUGAUGGUAGAUAUCAUCGGCAAUGUCCUGGUUAUAUGCACACACAGCACAGCGCCCCGCUACGUGGGUAUGUUCCUCAUGUGCGCCGGUUCGUACUCCGCCUUCAACGUGGUCCAGGCGUGGAUUGCAAGCACUGUGCCUCGCACUCGUACCAAGCGCGCCAUCGUCUACGCCCUAGUCAACCUGUGCGGCAACUCUGCCAAUAUCUACGGUUCGUACUUCUUUCCCAGCAAGGAUGCGCCGCAGUACCGCCUGGGUGGAAUAAUUCUCUCUUCCUUCGCGGCGGGUGGUAUUGUGCUGGCUCUUUCUUUGGGCUUCUGGCUGCGCCAGUUGAAUAUCCAGGCUACUCGGGAGGAAGAGCGGGAUGGCCAACCCCGCUACAAGUAUCUCUGGUAG
This is a messenger RNA of Penicillium subrubescens, 1452 nucleotides long. RefSeq lists its product as uncharacterized. Gene Ontology annotation, molecular function: transmembrane transporter activity. The coding region runs from base 1 to 1452 and encodes 483 amino acids. The record is from RefSeq and is a predicted model, not a curated record. Lineage: Eukaryota; Fungi; Ascomycota; Eurotiomycetes; Eurotiales; Aspergillaceae. Gene Ontology annotation, biological process: transmembrane transport. Gene Ontology annotation, cellular component: membrane. The transcript has 6 exons.